AGAAAUUAAAAACAGUGCAAAUGAAAUUAAAAAAUAUUUUACACAAUUUAAAUGAAAGUUUAUUUCUUAAAACACUUUUUGUCAUUGGGAAUAUAGAUUUAACUAACGCCAGUCCUCAAAUAUUUUUGCAACAAAAUAUUCAGUUAAUUUUAGGUAACUAAAAACAAGGACAAUAUAAAAAAACUAUUUGAACGCGAAACUUUUUUAUUAAGUACAUGGAUGGCUAAUUUCAAGGGAAAGGUGUGGAAAAAUAAGUGACUUUCCUUUAAAUAGAUAACAUUAAACAAUAAGGUUAAAAUUAAAAACGUCCUUUAGAGUAAAAAGUAAUAAAUAAAAUAAGAUCAAUCCAUAUCAUCAGUUAAAAUGAGUCGAAUGUUGCUACUGAUGACAAUAUGUUUUCUCUUUCACGUUAACAUAAUACAGAAAACAUAUGCUUCUUUUUCCGCUUCUUCGUCUUCAAUAUCAUCUUCGUCGACAUCAUAUAAAUAUCAAAUAAACUCAGCAUCUAGUGAGAACGACGAUGAUUAUCUCUCACAGAAAGAAAAUGUUUUGGAAAAAUCGUAUCACGGUCUAAUACGUGAAAAUGAAACAUCAGUGGAAAUCACGCCACUGAUUAAAGUGGACGAGGAGAAAAUUUGCAAUUUCCAUAUUAUUAAGAAACCAUAUCAUGAAAUACCAUUCCAAAUUGAAUUAAUAAACAAUUUGGGCAUUUUAAAGGCACGUCGCACUUUAAAUUGCGAGAAGCGCAAAAGCUAUCAUUUUGAAAUUGUAGCGGUAUUCUGCGAUGGCACUCAUUCGGCCGCUGCCAAUGUCCACAUCGCAGUUAUUGAUGUUAAUGAAUAUGCUCCCACAUUUUUGCAGCCGUCCUAUGUGUGCGAAGCCGACGAAGGUCGCUUAUAUAAGGAGAUCAUACGAGUUGAGGCCAUUGAUAAGGAUUGUACACCCCUGUAUGGUGAUGUGUGCAAAUAUGAAUUACUCAACAAAGAUCAACCAUUUACUAUAGACAACGAGGGUUCGAUCAAGAAUACCGAACCGUUGUCGCACAAAGUGUCUCACAACUAUAUACUAUCGGUGGUCGCUUACGAUUGCGCUAUGAAACAAUCAUCGCCCAUUAUGGUAAGCAUAAAAGUGCGGCGUGUUUGUGAAGCGAAAUUUUUGGGUAUUCCAGCGAGAAUCGAUUACACGACUUCAUCCACGGAAAGUUUAUCACUGUUUCCAAAUGCUCAUUUGGAAUUGUGUGACAUGUACUGUGACAGUCAAAAUCUAAAUAUACAUACAUCAAUUUCCCUUAAAACAAAACAUAUUUCAUUUGGUUGCGAUCGGGACAUAACAAACUGUUCUCAACAUUUGACAUUAGUGGACCUGUUGCCAAGAAAUGCAGAAUGGACUCGAGAUUUAUCGUACGAUGAGGGAUCUGAGCCUAUUUUCCAUUUCGAUGGAUCAUCGGGUGUAAUCAUACCAGAUAAAUUGAUUGCGCGUCAUGAUUUUUCGCAACGUCCUUUCAGUAUUAUAACCAUAUUUAGGCACUUUAGCGGUUUAAGCGGAGAUAAUAAGCAUGUGAAAGAACAUAUUGUUUGCAGUGCCGAUGACCAUAAAAUGAAUCGUCAUCAUAUGGCUCUAUUCGUUAGAAAUUGCCGUUUAAUACUUCUGUUACGAAAGAAUUUUAAUGAAGGAGAUUUGAAUAUAUUUAGCCCAGCCGAAUGGCGUUGGAAAAUACCUCAAGUUUGCGAUAAUGAAUGGCAUCAUUAUGUAUUAAAUGUCGAUCAAAAUUCAAAGGUAGAGCUGUAUGUUGAUGGUGUACUUUUUGAAAAUUCCCUAGAAGAUCGUCAUAAUAAUCCCGAAGUUAUAGAUGAUUGGCCUUUGCAUGCGGCCCAUGGCGUAAAUACAACUCUGGCCGUUGGUGCUUGCUAUCAGAGUAGCGAAAAUCGGUUAAAACAUGGAUUUAACGGUGACAUAUCGGAAAUAAAAAUUUCAUUGAACGCCGUGCUAACAAAUGAGGACGUUAAAUGCGGUACGAAUUGUGCGGAACAUUUGUUGCCACCUCCUGAGACCCUAUUGGAACCAGAGUCACAAGUCCAAACAAAUUCACAGUUGAAUGAAAUCUAUAUUGAAGGACAGAGCAAGAGCAAUGUAGAGCUUUUGCUGCAAAAAAUUCAAUAUAUAAACACAAAAGAAAAUCCCACAAUCGGACGUCGCAAUAUUGAGGUACGCAUCACAAUGAUGUGCAUCAAUCAAAGUGCUAUUCGCUUGCCCACAAUUGAAACCUUUAUCAUGGUGAAUGAACCAACCAGUCCUUUGGUGUUGGCAGCAAAUUCUACAGCAUUAUACGCUGCACAUGUGCAAAGACUUGACUCUUCUUACCCAAUUAGUAUGCAAAGCCCUUCAUCUCGCAGAAAUACCUCAGAAACGCCUACUACAACAUUUAUAACCCAAGCGAACGAAAAGUCUCAAGACUCAUUGGCUUACAAAGUCCACACCGAGUCCAGUGCUAAAUCCAAUAAAGGCGAAAAUUCCAAAAUAUUAAUAACUGGUAAUGAAAUACAUACAUAUGUAUUUAUGUACAUCAGAGUUGGGCGUUUGUAUAGAGAAAUAAUAUGCUGCCGAUAUUCCCACCGAAAAUGUUAUAUAUAGUUCAUUCUAAUAUAC
This is a messenger RNA of Lucilia sericata (common green bottle fly), 2646 nucleotides long. RefSeq names its product calsyntenin-1-like. Gene Ontology annotation, cellular component: cell surface; postsynaptic membrane. The transcript is spliced from 5 exons. The coding region runs from base 364 to 2631 and encodes 755 amino acids. Lineage: Eukaryota; Metazoa; Arthropoda; Insecta; Diptera; Calliphoridae. Gene Ontology annotation, biological process: positive regulation of synaptic transmission; homophilic cell-cell adhesion; positive regulation of synapse assembly. The record is from RefSeq and is a predicted model, not a curated record. Gene Ontology annotation, molecular function: kinesin binding; calcium ion binding; amyloid-beta binding.